AUGCAGCUGUACUCUAAAGGCGCGGUUCUGGAAACCCCCUUUGAGGCAGACUAUGAAGACGUCUCCAAGGUUGCUGGCUUCAUCGAAUCUAAACUUGUCAUCUACUACUUGCAAAUGAAAAGACCUGACCUAGCUCUUAAUCAUUCCCAUAGUAGCAUACAACUAAAUCCAGUCGCUUACCAGCAUUACCAUCAUCAGGCAACAGUGUUCAGAUUAUUGGCACAUUACUCUGAGGCUGCAAGGAGUGCCAUGAUUGCUGACUACAUGUACUGGCUGUCCGGAGGCAGUGAACAACAUAUAAGCAAGCUCAUCAAACUGUAUUGGCAGGCAAUGUUGGAAGAGGCCAUUACUAAGGUAAGUGCCUUCUCUGUCAUGUACACAUCAUGUACUGUGAAGCCGACAGUGGACGGCAUUGAAAAAGCCAAGGACAUUUUCAGAAAACAGCAUCCCACAUAUACUGCCUACGUGUUCAUAGAUCCUGCUGUUGUUCAUUGUUUGCCCCAGGCUACAAACUGGGGUUUGCCUGUCUCUCAACAAUACAUGAUAACCCUUGGAUUCAAGAAGCAAGAAGACGGGAGCGUCUUGGAAAAACUCAGAACGUGUCCGACUUUUAUAGGGAGUAAAGCCCCAUUUGGUCCACUUACGACAAAAGAAACUGAGAGGAGCAUUGAAACCUUAGGAAAACGGAUCCUGUCAGUGUUAGAUUUUAUUAAGUGCACAAAGUUAGCUGGGGUUUUCUGUGCAGGUUCAGGGAUAAUGGAAAAGCUGCUGUACGCUGGUUACCUCUGCCGAUUGCAGCAUGUGAAGGAGCAGUCCCAGGUGAUUAAUCAAGCUCUGGCUGAACUAGCAGUCAUCCCAUAUCUACAGGACAUCAGUCAGAAGGAGGCUAAACUGCUGCAUGCAUUAAUGGCAGACACCAUGGACACCCUUGAAGGAAGCCGGACUGAUAAAGAAAUAUGCCAUCAAAGACAAAAAAUAAUGAUAAAUGGCACCACCCAAGGUGAACCAACACCAGACAACAGGGAGAACUUCAUCUGUUGGUUAAAUGAAAAUCUUAUUUACCAAUCUGAAAAUGUCUUCCUAAGGAAUAAAGAACUACGGACUACUAGAAAGCAGAGGGCUAAAGUGAAGAGAACUCAGAGUGUGAAGACCCAGCCGUCACUAGAGAAUGCACAGCAUUCCCAAGACGUAUCCAAGAUGGCAGCACAGACAUUAAUACACCCACCGCCUGACAGUCGGGACAACAAAGGCCUGACUUCAAAUUAA
Messenger RNA from Acipenser ruthenus (sterlet), 1266 nucleotides. Its product is annotated as spermatogenesis-associated protein 16-like. The record is from RefSeq and is a predicted model, not a curated record. The transcript is spliced from 11 exons. Bases 1 to 1266 code for a protein of 421 amino acids. Gene Ontology annotation, cellular component: Golgi apparatus. Gene Ontology annotation, biological process: spermatogenesis. NCBI's taxonomy places the organism in Eukaryota, Metazoa, Chordata, Actinopteri, Acipenseriformes, Acipenseridae.